AUGAUCGUAAUCCGAAAACCCUAAUAAGCCACGUGCCUUCACACUCAGUAACAGUUAUUUGAAAAAGUAACAAAAGAAUUAUCUCGCAGGGACUUCUUUGCUUUUACACCGACAGCUUGUUAGUCUGGAUUAUUCCCCUUGCCGUUCAAUACAUGUGCUUUUGUUAUAUUGCGGCUUAAUUAACAAAACCCCACAUCCGAAGCGAUAUUUCACUUAUGGCCUCAAUCUACGAAUGUCCUCGGAAUUUUCAAGUUGAGUGUGUUGGAAAGGAAAGCUUAAAACUUUCAGAUGUCAAAAACGAUGACAUUGAACUUUGGUUAAUAAAAUCCCCUGUUGACUUUGAUAUUUCCCGUCUGUCAGGUCACAAGAUAAAAAACAAAUUCAAUAUUCAUUUGGAGGGAAAUGAUAAUAUUAAAUAUGUUGUUAGAAAGAACCAAAAUACAUCAGAGCUAGAUUCAUAUCAAUGUCUUUUUCCACACGAUACAAAAGAAAGUUUCGCUGUAGGUCCCUCACUACAAGGACAGUUGGAUAUUACCAAAGUUCAUAAAAUACCAACUUCUACCGAUGUUCAGAUUCCAACUAAAACUCAACCUCACUUCCCAUCAGGCCUGAAGCAGCGCUAUGUACCAUUUGGCAGUAGUUCACCAAAACAGUUUACCAAAAAGAGAAAGUCUGUUAAAAAAGAUACGGAAAAAUGUGAAGCUGAAAUAAAUGGUUUUGAAGAAGGUAGUACCAAAAAGAAGAAACAUAAAAAAUCAAAGAAAGAACCUGUAGAAUCAGAUGUAUUGAACGAGACAACAGACAGUGUAAUAAUAUUGACACAAGAUGUUGAAACCCCAGUGAAAAAGAAAGGACAUAAAAAGAAGAAGAAGGAAAAGGAAGAUCAAAAUGAAAGUAUUCUGCUUGUUGAUGAUUCUGAGAUACCAAGUGAAUUAUUAAUAAAUGAUUAUCAUCUUGCUGGAGACGGUGAACAGGCUUUCCAGAAAGUUUCUAAACAUAAGAAAAAGAAAAAGAAACAUAAAGAAUCUUUUACAGAAUAAUAAUCACAAUUUACAUGAGAUCCUGGCUGUCCUGUAUGGUAGACUCUGCUGCUGAUACUUCUCUGCCUCCAUUACCAAAACAGGAGAAUUAACAGAGACAAAAGAAGCUACUGGUAGUCUUUGCAUUGAAUAAAACCUUUCUCAGAAUGACCAUGAUGAAGGAAUUUUACAGAAACUGUUUAGAGAGAAAAAAGGCCAAAAUAUGAAUGUUAACUGAGUUUCUGAUGUCUGUCAUGUGACUGCAUAGAGUUGCCAAAGACAACUUUUGGAGAUUAAGUUUUCCGUUAAUGACUGGAACUUUUUAAUUACUAUUCAGUUGGUGGUGGUGAGAAUAUUUUUAAAAAAACGUUUAAAAAUUUUAUUUUCAAAAUUGA
Molecule: messenger RNA, 1414 nt
Organism: Octopus bimaculoides (California two-spot octopus)
Lineage: Eukaryota; Metazoa; Mollusca; Cephalopoda; Octopoda; Octopodidae
Biological process (GO): transcription by RNA polymerase I
Source: RefSeq, a predicted model, not a curated record